AUGAUCAAAUAUUUAACAGAGAAGUAUAAUUUCACCCCAAGUGAAGACCAGCUCUGGAGCCAAACGCAGAAAUGGAGCUUACAGAGGAAUUUCAAGAGAAGCCUCCAAGUAAUGGCAAUGGCGAAAGCUGAAGAGCAGGGAACGAGACCGACAGGAGUCUUAAUAGGCGACCGAUGGAUUUCUACAAAGAGGCUGAAAAAGACAGCUACAGCUAUGGCGAGGGAGCAGAAGCGGAAGACCAACCAGAACGCAGCUGCUGGACCUUCAGAAACCAAUUCUGGAAAGAUGGAACGACUAAAACGGAUGACCAGGGGCCAGGAUAAUCCUGGCGAGGUUGGUCAUUUAUCUGAUCCGUGA
Molecule: messenger RNA, 357 nt
Organism: [Torrubiella] hemipterigena
Lineage: Eukaryota; Fungi; Ascomycota; Sordariomycetes; Hypocreales; Clavicipitaceae
Source: the annotation of a GenBank genome assembly